AUGUCAUCAAUGAAAUUUUCUAGUGGUUGUAACUCAAACGCGAAAGAAGAACCUUCGUGGAGAACAUUCUCUGGAGAAAGAGAAGAAAUCGAGUAUCAGAGAAAAUUCCUCUCUCUUAAAGAAC
Messenger RNA from Dentiscutata heterogama, 124 nucleotides. Lineage: Eukaryota; Fungi; Glomeromycota; Glomeromycetes; Diversisporales; Gigasporaceae. The record is from the annotation of a GenBank genome assembly.